This is a messenger RNA of Stylonychia lemnae, 885 nucleotides long. The record is from the annotation of a GenBank genome assembly. NCBI's taxonomy places the organism in Eukaryota, Ciliophora, Spirotrichea, Sporadotrichida, Oxytrichidae.
AUGACUUAUUUUAAGAAACCACCAAGCUUUCUUGUACAAGAUCCCAUUGACUAUUUUAGAAAAAUCACAUCAAAGCAAAAUAAUAGAUUAUUUGCGCUUGAAUUGCUUUUAAAUUAUACAGAUGACAAAGAAACUACAUUUCUAAAUGAUUCCCAACUUUAUUAAACUUAGUAUAAAGAAGUGAUUAGUGAUUACUUUGAUGAUUUUAUAAAAAGUUGCGGCGGAUACCAAUGCUUUAUUACUGGAGAGGAAUCGACUGGUCUCCUUAAAUUUGACAAUGGAAAUUUUUCAUUUGAUUAUCCAGACUAGGCCGUGGCGCUGAGAUUUAUUAAUUUAAACUUUAGCCCAGAUUCUAAGGAAAGAAAACUAAAAUUGGGAAUUCAACCAUAUUCCUAUAACUAUACAGAUGAUACCUUCUCGUUAAAAAGAAAAUUCCAAUUGGAAAACUACACAUACAUUCAAGAGUAUAACUUUAUAUAAGUGAUUGACCAGAGCACAUUAAAUAUACCAACUUUUAUAACUGUAUUUUAAAUGAAUCCUUAGUAAAAUGAUGUCGAAAUUUAUACAAUCAUACCAAAAAGCUUAUGGGAUGGAAUUUCUUAAAUAGGAUCCUUUUUUGGUUGGGUGGCCCUUGUAUCCUCUUUAAUAUUUUUGAUUAAUAGAAAACUAUUUAACCGCAGACUCUCCUAAAGAUUAAAAAAUAAAUAUGGAAGUAGUGGGAAUAUUGGCGAUAUUUAAGACAUUUAUGCUUUUGAAACAAUUCUAGAAUUAAAGCAGAGACUAAGAGAUUUCGAUGAAAAAUUUCAGCAAUUUGAAUUGUAGACUCUCAAUACUGCUGCAUCUUUUAAGGCUAAAAAUGCGGUAAAUGAAAUUACUUCUGAAUGA